AUGGGUUGUGGGGACAGUAAAAGGAGUAUCCUUGCGGGACUAAAUUCACAAACUGACUAUAUUAAAGGUCUAAACCAGAAAUUGCAGCAGGAAAUUGAUCUAGUUAAAAGAGACUAUGAAAAAAAAGAAGCUGAGGAGCUUCUUAUCAUAAAAAAUUUCAAUGAUGAAAACCAAUCAUUAUGCGAAAAAAAAUCACGCCUUGAAAUACAGUUGAGGAAUCUUGACCCAAAAGCUGACGAAGUAAGAACUAAGCUUCAUAGUUUAGAAGCUGAGUUUAAGCUCACCAAAAAAGAAAUAAAACAAUUAGCAAAAGAACUAAAAUCUGCAGAAUAUGAAAAAAAUUCUAUUGAGAACAGCUAUAAUAGCAUAAGUCAAGAAGUAAAUAAUUUAUUGCAAGCAGAGCAUGAAUUAGAAGAAAAAAUUGAAAAUUUAGGGAACUCUGAGCAUCAGAUCUUGGAAUUGGAUAAUGAUGGCGAAAGGCUUGAACAAGAAUUAAAGGAAAAGGAGAAAACAAUCCAAGAUUUAGAGGAAAGCAUCAAGAGAAAGCAAGCAGAAAAUAGAGAAAAAGAUGAUCUAAAAAAGCAGAUUGAAGAGAUUUUAGGAAAUACUAAAAAUACUCUGAUGGAGCUUCAAGGAGUAAAAGAUGAAAUUCAUGAAAUUGAAGAAAUCCAAAGAGAAGCUGACGAAAAGCUCGAUGAAAACCAAAAAUUGGAGCAAGAUAUUCAAUCUGCUGAAAUCACACAAGAAGAAAUUGCUGCAGAGCUUGAAUUAGACAAAGAAAUUGAGAAAUUGACCAAUUCGAUUAAUGAAGCAACUGAAACUAACGAAAAGAGAAAUAAUUUAUCUGAUAAAUUGCAAGAAGUUUUGUCAACACAGAAUGCAUAUAAUGCCACAAAAACUGGUCUGGAAAAUGAAAUAAAUGGAAUCCAAGAAGAGAUUGAGAGGCUAAAGCGUGAAAAAGAAGAAGCGCUAAAUGAAAAAUUAAACCAGGGUAUUAAUGAAUUGAACAGUAGAAUAACAGAAAACAACGAUAAUUACGAAAAAGAGCUUCAAGGGCUGCAAGCCGAGAUUGAAGAGCUAGAGAAGAAAAGGCAGCAUAGGCUUGAUAAAAGAGAUAAAGAACAAAAAGAAGUCGAAGAAUUAAGGCAAGAACUUGAAGCAAUUCUAAACAGCCCAGUAAUUGAAGAAAAAGCAGAAGAAACCAAAGAGCCACAAGUUGAUCCUGAACCAACUAAAGUUGAUCCUGAACCAACUAAAGUUGAUCCUGAACCGACUAAAGUUGAGCCUGAGGUUCCGGAACCUCAGACAAUAGUUGAAAUGCCUCCACAAGCAGUUCGAUAUGAAAUUCCCGUUAAGCUUCGGCAUGCAACAACUGGAUGGGCUCUUCAUUCACAUUCCAUUAAUUAUCAAGGAGGCUCUCGCCAACAAGAAGUCACAUGCUAUGAAGGCCGAGAUGAGAACGACUGAUGGGUUAUAAGAGCUAUUCCACCCAAAAAGGGAGAAAAAGUUAAGGGAGGCAGAUUUCGAGUCGGCGCUGAGAUUCCAAAUGGCACAACUUUUACUCUCAUGCAUCUAACCACAAAGAAAAACCUCCACUCUAAUUCAGGGGUUCAGUCUCCUGCAACUUCCCAACAAGAAGUUACUUGCUUUGGGGAAUUUGGAGUUGGCGAUAAGAAAGACAUUUGGAAGCUUGAAAUUCCUGGUGGGGAGAGUAAAGAGCCUUGGAUGUCCAAUAUGAGGGUAAAAUUAAUACAUGUAGCAACAAAUUUCGCGCUGCAUUCUCAUGGAGGACACCAGACACAUUCUUGGCAACAAGAAGUGACUUGCUAUGAGGGAAGGGAUGAUAAUGAUCUAUGGACGAUCGAAAGAAUAGCAUAG
Molecule: messenger RNA, 1878 nt
Organism: Blepharisma stoltei
Lineage: Eukaryota; Ciliophora; Heterotrichea; Heterotrichida; Blepharismidae
Source: the annotation of a GenBank genome assembly